GGAAAACGAAGAUAUAAAGGAGCUCUAACUGUUGGAUGUCCUACAUUCAAUACUCUAGUUACUAACCACACCACAGCCUGCGGCCAUCAAUUGUUGGACAGAAUCGCGACACCAUGGCCAUUUUCCGUACAUUGAGGUCUACGGAGAGCGAACCUGAGCCCGAGUACGGCUUGAAGCAGCUGCACGACUCUGAAGAGGCAGAGGUGGACAUCGUCUUUGUCCACGGACUCGGCGGUAGUCGAGAGGCCACCUGGACGGUCAAUAAUGUGUGCUGGCCUCAAGCACUUCUACCACAGGACCUCCCAAAAUCCCGGAUCCUGACGUUCGGAUAUGAUUCGCGGGUGGUCAGCUUCACGGCAGCCUUGUCGCAGAACGGGAUCAUUGGGAACGCCGAGGACCUCUGUGCGCAGCUGUCGCGCUAUCGAACCGAGUCUGGAACGCAGGCAGAGCGACCGAUUAUCUUUGUAGCCCACAGUCUUGGUGGGCUGGUCUGCGCACAGGCCGUUGUCGCCGGCAAUCGGAGUGCUCCUUCCGACAACACUGAGACGGUCAGCAAACACAUCCGGGGAAUCGUAUUCCUGGGGACUCCAUUCUGCGGAUCCGAGAUCGCAAAUUGGGUAUCUCGCUUUCACAGAGUGGCGGAAUAUGUAUUGGAGAGCAACAAGGCCAAUAUCUCCGACCUGAAGAGCAAAUCCGAUACGCUACAGCAUCUCAUGGAGGAAUUCGCAAAUGUGUUGCGAAAACGUGACAACUCGGACGAGAGUGUCCGAACCACCUUCUUCUACGAGCAGCGGAAGACACAGGGCGUGAUGGUGGUCGACAGAAAUUCGGCUGCCAUCCCCGGUCGCGGCGACAUGAUUUCCAUCCCGGCCGAUCAUAAGCACAUCUGCAAAUUUGGAUCGAGAGAUGACGAAGGCUAUGAUUUGGUCCUUGGGGCGCUGAAGAAGAUGCUCGUUAUUGUACCCGUGAGGAAGAAGGAAAUUAGCCCGGUUUUCAACUUCAACAACGCUGGUGCUGCCAUCAACAACCAGGCAGGUCAGCAGACCAUUCAUGGAGGCAUGAACUUUGGGUCGUUUGGACGGUAGAUGGUGCUUGUGCAGUUGAUAAGUUGAACAUAAUGAUUAGGUGCAAUCUGAGCCUUGAAGGCGUGAAAUGGAGGGUGAACAGUCGUUAGAAUAGGACAGGAGAAGCAAUCCCCUGGGUAAACAUUGUUUAUGGCGAGUUGUAUCUUGCUGUUCGGGUAAAUUGAUAAGCCACAAGAAGGGCAACGCCGCUGUUGAUUUCCAUUUCAAGCUUUCCUGUGUUGCCUGGUAAUAAAAUUGAGCGUUUC
Aspergillus ibericus CBS 121593 is the source of this 1330-nucleotide messenger RNA. RefSeq names its product esterase/lipase family protein. The record is from RefSeq and is a predicted model, not a curated record. Bases 114 to 1085 code for a protein of 323 amino acids. Lineage: Eukaryota; Fungi; Ascomycota; Eurotiomycetes; Eurotiales; Aspergillaceae. The transcript has 6 exons.